This is a messenger RNA of Pestalotiopsis fici W106-1, 450 nucleotides long. RefSeq lists its product as uncharacterized. The transcript is spliced from 2 exons. The record is from RefSeq and is a predicted model, not a curated record. Bases 1 to 450 code for a protein of 149 amino acids. Lineage: Eukaryota; Fungi; Ascomycota; Sordariomycetes; Amphisphaeriales; Sporocadaceae.
AUGGCCGAGAACAGCAGCACCACCGACCCUAGAAUCUCCUCGUCCGACUUCAAGCCUCCGGCCAACUUCAACCAGCUGUCCGAGCAGGAGCAGAAGCAGACCUAUAUGGAAUGGGCCAAGCAAAAGUAUAAUGAGCAGUACGAGAGCUGGAUGCCGUGGAUCGAGGAUCACUUUCUCAAGUACUUUACAAAGGACAACAAGGCCAGCUAUGCCACCAAGCAACAACUCGACAAGUCCAAGGUGACUGGCGUCCAACAGGUCGACACCCUCCAAGACGGCGUCAACAACCUCGUUGCCGGCCAGGUUGGCCAGGGCGGUCUCCUCCAGCCCGUGGGCGAUAUGCUGUCCAAGGAGGGCAUCAACCGCGCCGAGCGCCAAGGCAAGGAUGACAAGGGUGGUUAUCUGCCCUCCAACCUGCCCGGCAUCUCUAGCUUGACUGGAAGCAAGUAA